CAAAAGUACCAUCAGAAAUGUGACCCUGAUCCUCAGCAGACCAGAGAGAGUAUCCUGGCACUGGGAAAACUGGCUUUCCGCCAGCUGCAGAAAGGAAACCUGAUCUUCUAUGAGGAAGACCUGAGAGAGUGUGGCAUUGAUGUCAGAGAAGUGUCAGUGUACUCAGGAGUGUGUACCCAGAUCUUCAGAGAAGAGUUUGGUCUUCACCUGGGGAAGGUGUUCAGCUUCGUACAUCUGAGUGUUCAGGAGUUUCUGGCUGCUUUAUAUGUAUUUUUCUGCUUUAUUUUAAGAAAUAUAAAUGUGCUUGUGGGUCAAAGCACUGGACUUUUUAAUUUCUUCAGAAAUCCAAACAUGUCUGAUCUCCUCAGGAGUUCAGUGGACAAGGCCUUACAGAGUGAGUAUGGACACUUGGACCUGUUCCUCCGCUUCCUUCUGGGUCUCUCACUGGAGACCAAUCAAACUCUCUUACGAGACUUAAUGCCACAGACAGGAAGCAGAUCUCACAGCAAACACGAAACAGUGGAGUACAUCAAGGAGAAAAUCAGGGAGAAUCUAUCUCCAGAGAAAUCAAUGAAUCUGUUCCACUGUCUGAAUGAACUGAAUGAUCAUUCUCUAGUGCAGGAAGUACAAAGUUACCUGAACAGAGGAACCAGAGGAACCAGACUCUCUCCUGCUCAGUGGUCAGCUCUGGCGUUUGUGUUACUGACCUCAGUACAGGAGCUGGAUGUGUUUAAUUUGAGGAAAUAUCAUCGAUCAGAUGAAGGUCUUCUGAGGCUGCUGCCAGUGGUCAAAGUCUCCAGAAAAGCUGAUCUGCGUGAGUGUAAUCUGACAGAGAAAAGCUGUAGAGUUCUGUCCUCAGUU
Molecule: messenger RNA, 861 nt
Organism: Tachysurus fulvidraco (yellow catfish)
Lineage: Eukaryota; Metazoa; Chordata; Actinopteri; Siluriformes; Bagridae
Product: NLR family CARD domain-containing protein 3-like
Exons: 2
Source: RefSeq, a predicted model, not a curated record